Moneuplotes crassus is the source of this 2689-nucleotide messenger RNA. NCBI's taxonomy places the organism in Eukaryota, Ciliophora, Spirotrichea, Euplotida, Euplotidae. The record is from the annotation of a GenBank genome assembly.
AUGAGAGAAGAGGAGGUUGAUCAUCAUGAAACCAUUACAUCAUUUAUUUUCUUCCUAUUAUUCCAUUUCGGGCUUAUCAUUAUCUCAGUAGUAGCCUGGUACUGCAUCUGGCUAAAGAGAUUCGGCUAUGACAUUUAUCACCCAAAAGGGAGCAGCGAUAGGAACACUCAGUUCAUUGGAAGAAUAGAAUCAAUGCAAGAAGUAGAGCGUCAGAAGAAUUUUAUCAAAUAUUGGAGAUUUGUACUAUCAAAGACAUGGAGCUUAAACGGAGAUUUCUGGAGAGGGAUAAGCCCUGACGCCUACCUUUACUUAGUGUUAUUAAAAUACUUAGGAAGAUUAAGUAUAAUCAUAUUUUUGUUCACCUUCAUUUUUAAUAUAUUUAAUCAUUGGUCAGAGCUCUUCAAAAGUAUCAGAGAGGAAAGUUUAGCACGAGUCUUUUUUGAUAUAUUCUUUGGGAGUAGACUGGACCUAUCAUCUAACGCGUCUGCUUAUCUACAGACGACUUUAUGUUUUAUCGUUACUAUGUGAACUGUUUUAACAGUGCUGAAAUUACGAGCAAAUCUUAAGAGCUUAUUCAAGAGAGUCAUGAGUUAUGAGAGAAGAACGAUUCGGUCAAUCCUCUCAGAUUACAGCACAGAUUGGUUGAACUCACACACCUUAUAUAUCCGUGGUCUUCUCCAGAGCGAUAAGCAUGGAAAGCUCUGAGAGCAGAUCAUUAAUGAUAAAAUUGAGGAGUUCGGAGGAAAACUGUUAAAAGUCGAAUAUGACUUUCAUAAGUCAAGAAGCUACAAUGGCUCAGAGCCCGAGCUAACUGGAGUUCAUGUAGUUGACAGCAAUAGAAAGAUAACUAAAUACAUUGACCGAAGAGAAACGCUGAAUGAGAAGAUAGAACUCAAUGGGUGGAAGGAGCCCUUCUGAAGGAGAUGAAAGCCCAGACGGAAGAGAGAACCUGAGUAUUUGAAGAGGAAGAGGGAUAAAUUGGACCAAAAGUUAUCUAAGAUGAUGAAGAAAUAACUUCAAAUCAAGUUGUCAUGCUUAUGUUGUUUUUGACUCAUACUCAAGCAUGAUGCGAUGCUUGGAGAACUUUAAAGAUUCGACUAUGUUUCAUUGUAAAUAGUAUCUGGCUUGAUUGAAAGAAUUUAUGUAAGAAGAAGCCAGAUGAGAGGAUCCUGAGGUCUAUCUCUUUCAUUGAGGAAGAGAGCCAACUUAUGACUAAAGAGUAUAAGAGAAAUGGGAUAUGACUUAUCGCAUCUCUUCCGACAGAUCCUGUAAAUGUAAUAUGGUUCAAUAGAGGUGGCAAAAGAGGUUUUUAUUUUUUAAGGAAAUACUUAUGGAAUAUCCUAGGUAUCAUACUAAUUUUAUUUGUCUCCACGCCUGCAGUAUUCUUCCAUACACUCAAAAAUAUAGCAGAAGAAAAUCUGAAUUUUAGGUUAUUAGAGUACUUGCCUUUUGUUGAGCACUAUUCUCAGUACAUCCCAACGCUGAUCAUCCUGUUGAUAAAUUUGAUACUUUUGGUGUUAAUUGACAAGGUAGCUCUCAUGGAGAGACACUCAUUUCAUCAUAAUUAUCAAAAAUCUGUGUAUAAUAAAGCAGCGAUAUAUCUACAUCUUAAUAUGGUAUUAUUUCCAUUCCUAAGCUUGCAAGAAAUUCCGAUCUACAAGCUUUUAGUGGCAGGGGAAUCAACAAAGGUACAGUUUAAAGACUUUACGAUGUUGGAUUCAACUCCAUUCUUUGGAAAACUGAUCACUCAAUUAUCCAUUUUUGGGUCAAUUUUCUAUCUCCUUAGGCUUGGAGAUUUGAUAAAUGGAUAUUUAUCUCCAUACUAUUGAACCUACAUCAGAGACAAAUUUAACUCAGAUCAGGGAUGGAGGAGGAACCCAGAGGCUGUGUUCCAAUACGGUUAUUUCUACAGCCAGAUAGUGACAGCUUUCACCAUAAUAGUUCUAUUCUCUUCUACAGCCCCUGUGAUCGCUCUUCUCGGGUCAAUGUUCUACUAUCUCAAGCUUCUGGUGGACUCUCACUUAUUAAUAAGUGUACAUAAGAAAGAGAUGGAUUCAAGUGUGUAUCUUUACAAGCGAGUGAUUACAAUGUUGAUUGUAUCCCUGCUAUUCUACCAAUGAGUCAUAAUCCUCUUUUUCUACUUCAAUGACCAGUUUAUAGCCACAUUUAUAGUGGGCAUCAUUCUGUUCCUCACUUUUAUCUGAAUUUGCAAUAUCUCUAGUGAGAAUUUAGUUCAUUAUGUGCUUAGAGAAUGACAACAAAGAGAGCUUGAAGUGCUACCUAAUGAGAACAGUCCAAUUUUUAGACACAGUGCUCAGGUUUCAAGGAGAACAGAUUUGGUAAGAACCCCACAGCUUGAAAGGAGCAUGAGGCUAACACCAGCUAAUAGGGAAAGAGGAGGUCUGGAAAAUGAGUUUAGUGAAGGAGAUUUUGGCCCAAAUGCAGAGCUAUGGCAAAAAUGGGGCGAACGCCUUAAAAAUCCAGCAUUCCAAUUCUUACCCCAUUUUGAAGAGGAAAAGACCGAGGUAAAUAUCUGAUAAAUUAUUUAUAGAGCUUCUUCGAGGAAACCAAAAUAGUUCUGAACAAUAAUAUCUCCAGUAUUGAUUUAAUCUUGGAGGAGAGAGAUAACUCUUCAUCGUCUAGUUCUAGUAUGGACUAACCUAAAAUUUACCUGGAGAAUUUACUUUUC